GCAAAGUGUAAACGGUGAUGAUCUAUCUCAGGGUAGUUGUGAGAGCAAACGAAAUAAGAAUUAUGCGCAAAGUGUUAUUCCAUAAUAGUCAUCAAUGUCCCAAAAAGAUUUAUAAAGUACAGCAAUAACUUUCAAAUCUAGGACCUUACUGCCAUAAGGCACUUAUGACACCCCCUUAUUCCAAAGUCUCUUGCUUUUCACCUUUCUCAACAUCUGUAUAUAUGUCCUUCUCGCCUCUCUUAGCCCUUGUUGUGUGUCCCAGUUAUCACUGUCCUCAGACACAAACUGUUUCCUACUGAUUUGAUAAUCUAUGGUUGCAACUGGUUGGAUGGAUGGGUUAUCUUACCAGAUAGCACUUACAUUGAAAUACUUCUUUGGCAUGUAGAUCACAGCUGAAUGGUGGGUGUAGCAACCCACUUUAGAAAUAUCUGGUCUUGCAGUGCAGGGGUGGGAACUGGAUUUCUUACAGCUUGAGAUCCCCCUAUAAGCUGUGCCACCACAUUAAUGCACACCCAGUGGAAACCAUACUAAUAGCUGUCAGGCAAAAGUUUUCCUCAGUGUUAUUUACGGUAACUCUGAGCUCAGCUACCCCAGUGUAAGUCUGAAUGCAAGUUCAGCUAGGAAUACGCUGGCAUAGUUGGCUCCCCCCAGCUCACACAGGGCUUGGCUGGAUGAGCAAAAGCUUGCUGGGGCUGCAGGCCAGGACUUUAGCUGAAUACUAUCUCCAUUCAUUUCAGUCAUGUGACCUGGUGCUGUGCUGUUUUUAUUGUAAUUAUUGGUAUGUUUUAAACAUAUUUUAUAUAUUAUAUAUUUUUAAUUCUAUCAGUGUUUCGUUGUAUUUUAAUGGUUGAUUUUUCUAUGUUUCUAGUGGUUCUUGUUUUACCUGUAAGCCACCUUGAGCCCUUUCAGAGGAAAGGAAAUAAUGUAAAAUAAACAAAUAAGCAAUAACUAUCCAGGAUAGGGCACACUGACUAACUCAAGCAAUUGAUUAGAUAACCCUUUCAUUGAGAAAAGAAGCACUUCAUAUUAUUUGUCUAUUCAGCCACAUUAUAUGUGUGUGUUUUAACAUGCUGUGUUAGGUUCCAAAAAAGGAACUCAGUAUAUUGGUUGUCAGUUUAUUUAUGGCCCCAAUUCAAGGUGCAUUAGUGUUUAAAUCCCUGUAUGACUUGGGCCCCAAAUAUCUGAAAGAACACGUCCUCAGUUGGUAGAACAUGAAAGUCUUAAUCUUAGGGUUGUGGGUUCGAGUUCCACACUGGGCAAAAGAUUCCUGCAUUGCGGGGGUUGGACUAAAUGACCCUUGUGGACCUGUCUUCCUCCUUACUUACAACAAGCUAGAGGUUGAUUCUGCUUGUCAUUCUGCCUGCCUGUCUCCACCUAUUGCUGAUCUCCCUGCCUUCCUUACUAGUCCCAAAGACCAGUAGCUACCGCUGAAGGCAGAGGGACAUGCAGGAAUCCUGGUGACCACAACCCAGGCAUGCAUAUAUACCAGAGUUCUGUGCUGCUUAAUCUGCAUUCCCUAAGAAUUAAACUUUCGAGUGCAUUUUCUGUUUCCUCCGCCCUCCUGUUCCUACAUCCUGAGUCUAUCUGCAGUGUUACAGAACAAGCCCCUGAGGAGCUGGAAGUAGUAUCACUGACGGAAACUGCUAUUGCUGGCUCUGCUUCCUCUGCUCAGCCCAGCCCUAAGCUCUGGACCUGUGCACUGCAGCUGAAUCUAUGGGCAUGUCUGCAGAGGAGGACGAUUCCACCAGAUCCAAAGACCAGGAAUGGCCAGAAGUGGAGAAGGCUGAAAAAUUAGCCAGAGGAGCUGCCUUAAAAUGGGCAUCUGGGGUCUUUUACCGACCUGACAAAUUAGAGGGCCUUGAGGAGUAUCGGAUCCGAGAGAUACAACGCAACAGUUCCAUCCAAUCCCGCAUAAAGUCAACUGUGCAGUCCUACCUAGAGGGUGUGAGCACAGGCCUGGAGCAGUUGCACUCAGCCACUGCAGAUGUUCGACAUGUGCGGCAAGCAUUGAGAAACAUAUGCCAGUCCUUGGCAUCCAGCACCGACUCUUUUCAGAGCCUGCAGAGACUACGGGAGGUGGCAGUGGAACAUGCCCAGCUGGGUUCAGUUGCCCAGACAUUGCCCCAACUUUUCUCAGUACACAAACUCCUUUCCGAGACCUUUGACCUCCUGCAGAAUCAUCACCUGCUGGAAGCCCAUGCAGGAUUCAUGGAGCUGGAGAGUUUACGGGACAGCAUCCUGUUCCAGCUGCAUCACCACAACCUGCUCAGCUCCUUGCACCUGGCCAGUGUGGAGUCCUACUUCAGGGGCCUCCUGGAACUGAACGAUGCCCUUGCCCAGCACCUGUGGCACGUUGUGGCCCACAGCACACGACUGGUGUCUGAGGACCCCUCCCUCUUUGUGUCCACGCUACGCAUUAUUGAGCGUGAGGAGAGCAUUGAUGCUGCCUUGCUGCUGAGAACUCAGCUUCCUUCUGGCUUCCUCCCGCCAGGGCGCCCCAAGUGCUGGAGGCAGAAGUUCUUCCAGGUUAUACAGGACACCAUAGUCGCUUCCCACUUCCAGGCCAUGCCAAGCAAUGCCCAAGGACAGCACCUUGCUCAGCAUUUGGCGUCCUUGCAGAACAGCAUCCUGGCUGAACUGUGUGUUGUGAAAGACCUGAUGGCCCAGUGCUGCCCGCCUCACUACAAUAUCGUCGCAGCCUUUGCUGCCAUGUAUCAUCAAAGCCUUGCCAAACACCUGCAUCACAUCCUCACUCGGGAGCUGGAGAAGCAGGAGGUCUUUACUCUUCUCCAGUGGGCACUCCAUGUCUACCCAAGCUCAGAAAUGAUGACCCACCCAAGCCUUCUACCUGAAGUGGACAUCACAGUCUUGGGUCCUCUGCUUCCUGUGGAUACAGUAGACUACUUGGAGGAGACCUAUGUAGGGAAAGUACAGGCCAGCUUUGCUCAGUGGAUGCAGAAGACGCUGGAGAUGGAGUUUAAAGAGUGGUUCAGUGAAGAGGAGCCCGAAUCAGACUAUCAAGGCUGCUUCCAGACCAGCCUUCCCAUGAUUGUCAUGAAGAUGCUGGAUGAAAAUAUCCGAGUGGCAUCCCUCAUCUCAGAUACUCUGCAGCAGAAGUUGUGCAACAUGGCCCUGGAGGAGCUUGAGGUCUUUCUGGGCAGCCUAUAUGAAGACCUGGUGGGAUUUGGCAAGGAGCAUCAACGAGAACCUGCAACCUCCAAGUGCUAUGUGCCUUACUUGCUAUCAACCCUCAACAACUGCCAGGCUCUCAGCACCUCCAUUGCAGCCCUGUGUGAAGGCAGAUCAACAUCCUCAGAGGCCAGCAAGAUGUCAUCAACCCUUCACGUUGCCCUGGAGAAAGCCCAGAAGAAGGCAUGCCAGCUGCUGCUGGAGGAGAUGCUGAAAGAUCUGCAGUCUCCGUUUGCUCAGAUGCCCUCCCGUCAAUGGCUGUCUGGUGAAUCCCAGGUGCUGAGCAGCAUAUGCGAGGUGGUAGAAAUGCACAUGAAAUUCUUCUGCAGAACUCACAGACCAAUCAGCACGCACCUCCUGUCAGAGACUGAGCGCUUGGUCAUGAGCCAGUACGUGAGGGCUCUCUUGCAGAAAAGGCUAGUCUGCCGGAACGCUGAGGAGAGAAGCCGGAUGGCCAGGCAGAUGGUGCAAGAUGCCUCUCAGCUGACGGAGCUCUUUUGCAGCCUGGGCCUGGAAGAGAAUGAACAGACUCUCAGAGUGAUUGCUGACCUGCAGGAGCUCGUCAGUCUCAAGGACCCCUCCAUGCUGAGCCUGGAAGUACUGGGAUUCGUGACAAAAUAUCCUGAUAUCAGCGAAGACCACGUUUCCAUGCUCCUCCACUUGCGUGGCGACAUCUCUAAAGAAAUCCACAACAACGUGCUGGAGAUCAUGGUGCAGAAUCCUCAAGUACUGCCUGAGAACUAUCGCCCAGUUUUUAGCAACAUUUUUGUUCCAGCUCCGGAGCCACCCUUCUGCCUUGGGAAGUCCAAAUGUGCCUGAUACAUCCACAGAUGCUGCUAGGCUGCUCAUCUCUACAGCUGCAUUGCUGACUUUGCCAGGAUGGUAGCUGGUGACCUCUGGCAAGAUGGAACUUUAGUGGGGAUUGAGCCUGUUGAUGUUGUUGUUUUUACAUUCCAGUGAUCCAAAACACAUGGUGCCAUUUUGUGGAGGCGGGGCAGUGGGAGCAGGGGCAGGGCUAAAUUUAGUCAGUUUUGUGUGCUCUCUCCCAGAUUCACAGCCAGGCACAACCACAUGCAGUCUCCUUAUCAUGUGUGAGGAACCUUUGGCCCUCCAGAUGUUGCUGAACUACAAUUUCCAUCAUCCCUAGCCAUUGGCCAUGUUUGCUAUGACAGUUGGGAGUUCAGCAGCAUCUGUAGGGCCAAAGGCUCUCCACACCUGCUCUAUAUUCUAUGCAAGAUUAUACACAGGAAUGGUUGUCUAUUACGCACCAGUUGCACUAGUUUUCUGUGGGUUGUGUGGUUUUGGGUGUUAAUAUAUGCUCAGAUCACAUCCACGCCCAAACCUGCUUAUGAAUUCUACACAGUAUAUGAGUGCAACACUUGUGCAGACCAACUAGUACACUGAAGCCCGUAUCUUGUAGCGUUUAGAAAAGAUGAAUAUGAUUGCCAAAUGGCACCAAAGCCAGUUCCGGCCUGUACUCCCAAAAGAGCACUGCUUAUUGCAUUGUCAUUACAAAUUAUGCAGACAGGGUAAUGUGCUAUUAUCCUAGAACUAUGCAAAUCAUGGGGCACAAUCAUGGAGCACAAGAACAACAUAUUUAUCAA
Messenger RNA from Podarcis raffonei (Aeolian wall lizard), 4793 nucleotides. It is a transcript of the gene EXOC3L1, whose product is annotated as exocyst complex component 3 like 1. The transcript is spliced from 13 exons. Gene Ontology annotation, cellular component: exocyst. Bases 1714 to 4008 code for a protein of 764 amino acids. Gene Ontology annotation, biological process: exocytosis; exocyst localization. Gene Ontology annotation, molecular function: SNARE binding. Lineage: Eukaryota; Metazoa; Chordata; Lepidosauria; Squamata; Lacertidae. The record is from RefSeq and is a predicted model, not a curated record.